Messenger RNA from Chelonus insularis, 1056 nucleotides. RefSeq names its product 1-Acylglycerol-3-phosphate O-acyltransferase 2 (gene Agpat2). Gene Ontology annotation, biological process: phosphatidic acid biosynthetic process. The transcript has 6 exons. The record is from RefSeq and is a predicted model, not a curated record. The coding region runs from base 169 to 996 and encodes 275 amino acids. NCBI's taxonomy places the organism in Eukaryota, Metazoa, Arthropoda, Insecta, Hymenoptera, Braconidae. Gene Ontology annotation, cellular component: endoplasmic reticulum; membrane. Gene Ontology annotation, molecular function: 1-acylglycerol-3-phosphate O-acyltransferase activity.
AUAUUACGCAUUUCGAUUACGGAAAUUCCCGAUUCAAUGUCGUAAAUAUCCGAACUCUUUGAAAUGUUCAAUAGUACACACGUGGGACUUUGGUAAUGAUCAGCGCUUCAGUUUAAUAGUGUGUAUGAAGUGAUUAUUGUUUAUUGGCCGACAAGAGAACUCUCAACAAUGUUUGGUGUAUCGUGCAGUAGUGUUGGACUUGCACUACUUAUUUUGCUUGUUAUUUGUUCUAUAAGUGAAAUAGCAAGAUACAGAGUUAAAUUUAUUUUGUAUAUGCUGGCAAGUACAUUUUUUGCAACAUGGACUAUUCCACUGAUGUUAUUUCGUAUUCAUGAUUGGCGAAAUGCUUUAAUCCCUGCAUGGCAACUCAAGUGGUUUGCUAAACUACUAGGAUGUAAUUACAUUAUAAGAGGACAUAACAAUAUCAUAAAAGAUUCCGGGGCAAUAGUAUUGAUAAAUCAUCAAAGCUCUUUAGAUGUGAUUGUUCUAGCAGAACUUUGGCCAAUUUUGGAACAUUGUACUGUAAUUGCAAAAAAACAAGUGUUAUGGUUGGGUUCUUAUGGGCUUGCCACGUGGUUAUGGGGAACAAUAUUUAUUGAUAAAAAGAAAGGUAGUUCAGCUCAAGAUACAUUAAAUUCAACAGCAGAAAUAAUUAAAAAACGAAAGGCAAAAGUAUUGAUGUUUCCAGAAGGUACAAGGCAUUCAAAUAAUUCAUUAUUACCUUUUAAAAAAGGAGCUUUUCAUCUAGCUAUUGAAACACAAAUGCCUCUUCAACCCAUAGUAGUAUCAAAAUAUUAUUACAUUGAUCAUGAUAAAAAGAAAUUCGAUUCUGGAACUAAUUAUAUUACAAUUUUACCACCAAUUCCUACAUCAGGAUUGAAGAAAGAAGAUAUUCCAGCUUUAAUUGAUAAAGCUUAUGAGGUAAUGAAUGAAGAAUUUCAAAAAUCAACACAAGAAGCCAUUAAAAAAUACUCAGGUCAAGUGAAAGUAAAUUAAAUCAAUAAUUUUCCUAUCUUGAAGUUUAUUACUGUUUUUUAAUUAACUAUGAGAUUUUUA